CAACAAGCAGAACAGAAUCAUAACAGAGUAAUAAAAUGCAAAGUAAAAUAUAAUAAAAUAAAAAAGAAAAAGACCCAAUUGCGCAAACUGCGAUUUGGGUUUUUCAUUUCCCGAGAUUCUCGAUUUCCAAAACCCAAUUUGGCUUCUUUCUUUUUUUUUUUUCCCUAUAAUAUAAAAGCCCUAAUAAUCUGCUUCACGUUUCACUCCUUCGAACUCGCAUUGUACUUCUCUUUCUUUCUCUCUUUGCGUUCGCUCGGUCAUCAUCUCAAAUUCAAAAAUGGUGGCCGAUCAGAAGGCGAAAUCCGACAUCUCUUUCGCCGGAACUUUCGCGAGCAGCGCUUUCGCGGCUUGUUUUGCGGAGAUUUGUACUAUUCCUUUGGACACUGCUAAAGUUAGGCUUCAGCUCCAAAAAAAAGCUGCUGCCGGUGAUGGAGUGGCCUUACCGAAAUACAGGGGCUUGUUGGGCACAGUUGGUACCAUUGCCAGAGAAGAAGGUCUAACAGCACUAUGGAAAGGAAUCGUACCAGGAUUACAUCGUCAGUGCCUGUUUGGAGGCUUACGAAUUGGAUUAUAUGAGCCUGUUAGGAAUUUAUAUGUAGGAAGUGACCAUGUCGGAGAUGUUCCUUUAUCCAAAAAAAUACUUGCUGGAUUAACUACUGGUGCUCUAGCGAUUACAAUUGCCAAUCCAACUGAUCUUGUAAAAGUCAGACUUCAAUCUGAAGGAAAGCUCCCUCCGGGGGUGCCACGACGCUAUUCUGGUGCAUUGAAUGCUUAUUCAACUAUCGCUCGACAGGAAGGAGUUGGGGCACUUUGGACUGGGCUUGGACCCAACGUAGCGAGAAACGCUAUUAUUAAUGCUGCUGAGCUAGCUAGCUAUGAUCAAGUGAAGCAGACAAUUUUGAAAAUUCCAGGGUUUACAGAUAAUGUUGUCACUCAUAUUCUUGCUGGUCUGGGGGCAGGUUUUUUUGCUGUCUGUAUUGGGUCGCCAGUUGAUGUGGUCAAGUCAAGAAUGAUGGGUGAUUCUACUUAUAAAAGUACACUUGAUUGUUUCGUCAAAACUCUGAAGAAUGACGGACCUUUAGCGUUUUACAAGGGUUUCAUACCUAAUUUUGGACGGCUGGGAUCAUGGAAUGUGAUUAUGUUUCUAACGCUAGAGCAGGCUAAGAAAUUCGUAAAAAGUAUAGAGUCAUCUUGAGCUCUGAGGAGAUAAUCUGUGCCUACAAUUUGGAUUUGCCAAGGGUUAACACCUACAUCAAAGUGGAACUUUCUUUUUAAAGGAAUAAUAAAGCCUUUGACUUCCUCUCGUUUUGCAAAGAGAGGAUUAAAAGUGAUAAUUAUUGAAAUCAUAAGCUCAAAAAUAAUUGUCAUUUCAUUCGUGGGGAUCAUAAUGUUUUAGUUGUCAAGACUUUGAUGGGUUGUAGAAUCCAAAAUUUUUCUUGAAGUUCUCUAAUUGUUGUCUUUUCAGGGAAACUGUUAAUUAUUGAGCUCAUUUGCUCAAAAUAAGUGUAAUUAAUUUUGGGAAAUAUGGGGAUUUCCCUGUCAAGACUUUGAUAAAUUGUGGAAGCCAAAUUUGUUUUAAGUUUCUCUAAUUGUUGUGUCCCUUGCUGAUAUUUUUACCAGCCUUGACACGACAAUCACUCUCUAUGAUUGAUGUCCAAAUAAACCAAGGUUUGUUUGUUUAUGAGACUUUUUGCCCUUUAGGAAACAAUUUUCCAACAUUACAAUUUAGACAGGAAAACUAAGGUAAAGGAAACAGGAAAAAAUAUAAAUUAGAAAAAAAAAAAAGGACGAAUGAGGUGUAAACUGU
Molecule: messenger RNA, 1807 nt
Organism: Morus notabilis
Lineage: Eukaryota; Viridiplantae; Streptophyta; Magnoliopsida; Rosales; Moraceae
Product: mitochondrial uncoupling protein 1
Exons: 9
Coding region: 278-1195 (305 amino acids)
Biological process (GO): mitochondrial transport; mitochondrial transmembrane transport
Cellular component (GO): mitochondrial membrane
Molecular function (GO): oxidative phosphorylation uncoupler activity
Source: RefSeq, a predicted model, not a curated record